This is a messenger RNA of Orbicella faveolata, 3290 nucleotides long. RefSeq lists its product as uncharacterized. Gene Ontology annotation, biological process: regulation of cell population proliferation; regulation of mitochondrial membrane potential; negative regulation of insulin receptor signaling pathway. Lineage: Eukaryota; Metazoa; Cnidaria; Anthozoa; Scleractinia; Merulinidae. The record is from RefSeq and is a predicted model, not a curated record.
UUAUCGCGGUAUUAAUCCAGGCGGCAAUUUUCAGACCAUAAUUCUAAAUUGUAAAAAGAAAUGGUUUCCGUGCAUUUUAAUGCCAUAAAGAUUGCUUUACGCAAACAGUAGUCAUUCAAAUCCGUGUCUGUCUUCGAGAAAUGAAUAAAUAGCCACUUAACUGCCAUCAGUAAUAAAGAAAGCUAUUUAUAAUCGUUGUCUCGACCAAUUUCGUGGGUCACGUAUGCCAAUUACACCAACAGAUCGGAUACAGACACGAUUAAAACGUCGCGCAACCUUGUACCUCUUUACAAAGCGUUUUUCUCUCGCCCCGCAAAUAAUAUCCAAAAGCGGUAUAAGCUGUAUAUUAUCCCUGAUGAACGCAGGGCUCGUCAUCUGUGCGACCGAAGCGGAAAUUUCGUAUGUUCUCCACAUCUCUUGAAGGAGCUUGAGAGUGGAAACCGAUCUCUCAAGUGUGUAAAGCGAUACAGUUGACGCAAAGCAAGCGUACCGGAUUUGCCUCACGUGAAAACAUCAAUAUAUUUAAAACUGCUCUUGACAGCUGGCAUAUUAAUGCAAACGAGCCUUGUUUGAUUAGCAAAGAACUGAGUCCAUACAAACGACAGUUCUGUCACAAUUUUACACAAGAAAAGUGGAUUCUAGAAGUGGAAAGGUGUAAGCCUGAGUCAGCUGUCUGUAUUUUUGCUACCAAGUCCCCUGGGAGAUACAACAUUGCAAGCAUAAACUGAGCGAUAGCCGCCAAAUAAUUUUAUGCCGAGAACAAUGCCGCAUACGCAACCGCCUGUGAGAGGGGGCAGUGGAGCGAAUUGUAAUGAUUAAUUUAAACCAUGUCAUGUCAUCAAGAUCUCUCGAUUAUUAUCGUGAAAUUCGAUUAGUGUAACACAGAGUUCCAAAGCGAAAAGUAACACGCGAGACGCACGAUAACAAGCUGGCGUGAAAGAAGACACGAAGGCAAUACACAUCACGAGAAGCGUGUUAGAAGAUUAAUUGUUUAGUCUGCACAAUCAACUUUAUCGAUUUGCAGGAAGGAAAAACGAUUUGGCCCCGAGUGGUGAGUUUGCGUAUCACUGGACUGUCAAUUACCGUUGUUUUCAGCGCUUCGUUGUCGAAGUGGAUUUCAACGGCUUCCAUAUCUGACUCGGAAGAGAAAAUCGUGCUGAUCUGACCACAACAUGGAACCGAGUACGGUUUCAUUUGAUCAUUGUUGAUACAUAAGAACCCCUCUCGAACACAAACACGGAAAAUGCCGAGUUAAACAACGAGUCAAAUCUGCGUCGACUGAACCUCAAACACGACAUCUUCGGGACAUGAUCAGCCUCUUCUCUUGUCGCCCACUGGGAUCACGAUCAAACGCACUGGGAGCUGACGGCGAGUGGGAUUACCAACGAGUGAACUUCAACAUACACACGCCGACCUACUCUGUCAAGUACCUGGGUUCCCAACAGUUGUGCAGUCCGGGUUUCGCGGAGAUCUGUGACACCGUGAAAGCCAUUUUCGCCCAAGAGAAACCCAGGCUGAAAUCUUUGGACCACUACUCGCUGAAGCUGACCAAAGAGGAGCUGUCGCUACGCGACAGGGAUAGUACGGAAGACGAAGAGAAGGUCUUUCUGCUCCGGAGGAUUCGAUUCAGCGGAGUGUCCAAAGCUUAUCAGAGAGUCUUCUUCUUCACCUAUCAGUUCGGAUCAAAAGCAGCAUCGGUGGAAUGCAAUGUAGUGUUGUGCAAGAGCAACAAAGAAGCCAAGAGUUUGGCAAAGGUAAUAUCGAAAGCCUUCGGGGACGCGCGUAGCGAGUUUCAUCAUCAGGAGGUGGCGAGCAGAAAACUUCACGCCGAAGGGUUGAGCGAGAACAGCAUAUCGCAUCUUCAUGUGGACGCGAUCUCAAAUGUCGAAGCUAAUAGACAGUAUUACAACAUGAGUGCUUUUAAGAAUUCUCGCAGCAACUCUGCGGCUAGCGCGAUUAGCUCAGACUUUCGCUCCAAAAGCCGGACCCCAGAUAAGCUUAAACGAAGCAACCAGUCCUGCCAUUUGGGUGCGAGUAUAGAAUGGGAGAGAACGGAAAGUUCGCUUGACACGAGGCAGAGCGACGUAGAAAAGACAUCGACUAGCGGCGAGACAUUUGGUUGUACUUGCGAGAAAGAACCAAUUGUCAAAAUCGAAUCUUUGAGUACUACAACUGUCAAUGACAAACAAAUAAAUGAGGUGCCCGGGUGCUUGGAAAUUGCAACCGAACAAGAGCUCGACGAUGGAGCAAGCAACGACCUAGACAGUAACGAUUUUGCGCGGAGUAGUUCAACUCUAGCAGCUGAAGAAAAAGAGGCUCAACCACUUGGCAAUCACAACAGCAAAGCUAGUUGCGACUGGUCCAUGGUCUCCGGCCUCGAGGAAACCUCGAUAUAGCAAGAUGUCGGCAGUUUAUUGUUGAAUGUUGGAUAAUUUUAACACGACAAAACAACACUACUUGGUGGUUAGUUUUGAAUAUUACUUCGUCGGAAGGCGUCAAGUGGCAAUUUUUACAAGAUAAGCAUUUGCAACAAAGAUAGCUUCAGCCAUUGUAUACAUUCGUCACGUCUUAUUUCGGAGAAGUUUCCCGAUUCAGAGAAAGAAAAUUCAGAUCGAACAAAGAGGGUUGUUUAUGGCGGCAUUCGCGAAAUGAGUGACGAAGAAAGAAGUAAACCGCGUAUUAUUUUAUUAUGCCCUUAAGUUCGCCUCUUAACGCUACGGACAAUAGACUACAAAACAGAUUACAGAUAUGCAAACAUUCGUUUGUUAAUCUGUCAUGGCUGAGCGAACUAGUCGAAAUUCUUCAACUUUUAGCGGGUGAUCAUGUCGCCUUGCGAAGCGCACUAAGUACAUAAAUUAACUCAAUUGUACCGCACAGCGGCGAACUUCAAUUUUGUAAAAAGAGCACAUUCACAGAUCCGACACUAUUAAACUGCGCGAGAUUUAUCGAAAGAUUUGGGACGCGAAAGCCCACAAUAUUGUUUUCAAUCGCUCGGUUCCUGUGUGCUCAACUCAUUUAUUCAAGAGUCAUUGUCACUAAAUGCAAAUAUGAUUGAAAUGUGGACUCUUUAGGAGCGUAGGAGUUGGUAGGACAUUAUUUGUCUUCUUGGCAACUCGAUGUCCGGACAUUUCAAAUACUUUUUGUUCCGUAAUUGCAUCGCACAAAUAAUCGAUCGUUGUUCUUUAGUGUUGUUUAACUUUUGGCCCCGUCAAGCCAAUAAUAGUGUUUACGUUGCGAAUUCUUUGUGUUUGGAAUCUAUUAACUAAAAUAAAAGACAUGACAUCAGCCAA